AUGGAAUCUCGAAAACUUGUCGUCCAAGGAAUUUCGUUGAAAAAUAAUAAAUUUGAGCGAUAUGGUGGAAGAGUAUAUUUGCAUGUGGAUAACAUGAAAGAAUACAAGUUAUGUGCAGGAGAUUACAUUGUCAUCAAGAAGUACGAAAAUGAGGGAAAAGAGAUGACAGUUGGAAUCGCUUGGCCAUCAUUUACAAUCCAAAAAAAUUACAUACAAUUAAGUACUGUGCAACAAGAAAAUUCCAAUCUUCAAAUUGAGGAUAUCGCUACAGUUUCACGAAUUGACAUCCCAAUAAUUAUCGCGUCAAAAAUUGUAUUGGAACCGUGCGAUAAUAUCAAAUUUCCUAUCGAUCAAAUGUUGAAUAUUUAUGCAAAGGAAAUCUUGAGAAAUCGUGUUGAAUUUCAAUAUCACGGACAUUUCAAAGUGUUUCGCGUUAUCGAAAUCAAAAAUAAUAAUGUGGAAGUGGAAAAUUUUGAUAUUUUUUCAAUUACUCGAGACACUAUUGUUGUCAUCUUACCAAAAAAGAAGGAAGAAGCAAUAUCAAAAGUUAAUGUAAUAAAUGAGAAUAUUUCUAAAUUCGGAUAUGCUAACAUUGGAGGAUUAUCAGAACAAAUUCAAAUAAUUCGUGAGAUGGUGGAAGUUCCUCUAAAGAAUCCUGAAUUAUUUGUACAAUUUGGGUUACGACCACCAAAAGGUAUAUUACUUCAUGGUCCUCCUGGAACAGGUAAAACUUUGAUAGCACGCGCUGUCGCGGAAGAAACAAGUUCUUACGUGAUCUGUGUGAAUGGACCAGAAAUUAUGAGUAAAUAUUAUGGAGAAACGGAAACGAAGCUUAAGGAUUUAUUCAACCAAGCUGUUGAAAAUGCUCCAUCAAUUAUUUUUAUUGAUGAGAUAGAUGCGUUAUGUCCUAAACAUAUUGGUUUACAAGACCGCGUGGUAAUUAUUGGUGCAACCAAUCGGCCAAAUGCAUUAGAUGAAGCUUUGAGAAGACCUGGAAGAUUUGAUCGUGAAUUAGAAAUUGGAAUUCCAAAUUCUAAUUCUCGAUGUUCUAUAUUAUCUACAUUAUUACGAAAUACUCCACACACUCUUUCGUCUGAAGAUAUUAAUGAAUUAGCAGCAAAAUUACAUGGCUAUGUUGGUGCUGAUUUGGCUGCUUUAUGUCGAGAAGCAGGAUUAAGAGCGAUUAAAAAAAGUGUCGAAAAUCACAAUAAACAAAAUAUAAAAAUUACUAUAAAUGAUAUGAAUGAUGCCUUGAAAGAAAUUAGACCAAGUGCUAUGAGAGAAAUAGUUCUUGAAGUUCCUAAAGUUUAUUGGUCAGAUAUUGGUGGGCAGCAAAAAAUAAAACAAAAAUUAAAGGAAUCAAUUGAAUGGCCUUUACAACAUCCUGAAAAAUUUUCCAGACUUGGAAUACGACCACCAAAAGGAAUAUUAUUAUAUGGACCUCCAGGUUGUAGUAAGACAUUAAUGGCUAAAGCUCUCGCCACCGAAGCGGGUUUAAAUUUUAUUGCUGUCAAAGGUCCGGAGCUUUUCAGUAAAUGGGUCGGUGAAUCAGAAAAGGCAGUCAGAGAAGUAUUCCGUAAAGCACGCGCUGCUUCUCCAUCAAUUAUAUUUUUUGAUGAAAUAGAUGCUCUCACUGUAAAACGUGGUGCUGGAGAAGGUGGCGGAACUUCAGUAGUAGAUCGUGUAUUAUCACAACUUUUAAAUGAAUUAGAUGGAAUAGAGCCAUUGGUGAAUGUUACUAUCGUGGCGGCAACUAAUCGUCCAGAUAUAAUAGAUAAUGCCUUAUUAAGACCUGGCCGCAUUGAUCGAAUAUUGUAUGUAGGUCCACCUGACCAGCCAUCGAGGAAAGAAAUUUUUAGUAUUCAAUUAAGAAAGAUGUCAUGUGGAAAGGAUGUCUAUCCUGAAGAAUUAGCUUCUAUGACCGAAGGAUAUUCCGGUGCUGAAAUAGUAGCUAUAAGUCAGGAAGCUGCUUUAUACGCAAUGGAAGAAGAUCUUGAUGCAAAGGAGGUUUUACGUGAUCAUUUUAUUAAAGCGAUAUCAUCAUUUACACGUCGUAUCACUACAGAAAUGAUAGAAUUUUAUGAAGAUUUUCGUAAAAAAUCUGGUUUAAAGAGUGUGUAG
Messenger RNA from Diversispora eburnea, 2121 nucleotides. NCBI's taxonomy places the organism in Eukaryota, Fungi, Glomeromycota, Glomeromycetes, Diversisporales, Diversisporaceae. The record is from the annotation of a GenBank genome assembly.